This is a messenger RNA of Physcomitrium patens, 2009 nucleotides long. The record is from RefSeq and is a predicted model, not a curated record. Lineage: Eukaryota; Viridiplantae; Streptophyta; Bryopsida; Funariales; Funariaceae.
AUGCACAGAAGGGCCGCUGCUCUUCAUCACCUGGCAACAUUUGAGCUCUCAAUCGACUCGCCCAUUCACAUUCACAGUGUUUUCCACCGCAAAGGCGAGUCUGCAACCCAUUGUUUCGAUUAGAACAAACCUCAAUUCUUACAGAUCCAUGCGCGCUUCUAAGCAUUCUUCUCUCCGAAGAUUUCGUAUUGAUUUCUUUUGAGAUUCUUUGACCCCUCGAGUUUUCAUUGGAGAUCAAACUGUCUUGUUCGUGAUUUUAAAACCUAGAUCCGAGCAUGAAUUAGUUUAUAGAGGCCAUUGAGCGAGAGAAUGCAGAGUGCCUCCUUUUUAGUUUUGCGCACGCGUCUGAACUUCAGCUUAAUGGCGUCUCAAGGCUGUGUGACUCAAUUCUCUUUUCAUCCUCCACAGUUGUUGAGAUCACUCCCAGGGCAGAGGCAAUGCCCGAAGCUUAGACGAGCUCGACAGUACGCGUAUUCAACUGAUUCAUCAUCAACCUCAUCGUCAUCUCCUUACUCGUCGGGUAGUUCCACGCGUAGCAGCCAUACUCCACGGACGAGGGAUCCGGAGCCUAGAAGGAGUCUGCAGGUGGGCGCAGCGAUGGGCGGCAAUUCCACUGAGCUUCAGAAGAUAUUACCAGCUUUGGAGAAAGUUGUUCCUGUUCUAGCCCCUGGUCGCCACAAAGGACAAGCUGGAAAAAUUGCUGUUAUUGGAGGCUGCAGGGAGUACACAGGGGCACCAUAUUUUGCUGCUAUAUCAGCUUUGAAAAUGGGGGCAGAUCUAGCACAUGUAUUCUGCACAUCUGGGGCUGCGACUGUUAUUAAGAGUUAUAGUCCUGAAUUGAUUGUGCAUCCCGUUCUUCAUGAAUCGUAUGAUGUAGGAGAAAUUGGAGAGGAGGAGAUUAGUGGUUUGAAAGAUAAAGUACUUGCAGAAGUUGGAAAGUGGCUACAACGGUUUGAUUGUAUUGUAAUUGGUCCUGGCCUUGGUCGUGACCCCAUACUUCUGGACUGUGUCGCUGCUAUUAUUGAGGAAGCGAAAUUCAAGAACAUUCCUCUUGUGCUGGAUGGGGACGGAUUGUUCUUGGUGACAAACCAGCCUGAAUUAAUUAUUGGGUAUCCUCUUGCAAUUCUGACUCCAAAUGUUAUGGAGCACAAGCGGCUCGUCGCAAAGAUUGUUGGAGAAAGAGAUCAGAAUGUUCCACAAAAUCCGGAGGUAUCCAAUGAAGAUCUUCCCGGCCAGCUGCAAGACCUUGCGAAAAGGAUGGAGGGUGUUACUAUUCUACAGAAAGGCAAAACGGACUACAUUAGUGAUGGUAAAACAGUUUUAAGUUCGGAUUAUUAUGGCUCUCCCCGACGUUGUGGUGGCCAAGGUGAUGUGCUUUCUGGCAGCACUGCCGUUUUUGUGUCCUGGGCCAAAGAAUAUUUUAGCAAUGAGAAUGCUGCUGGCAAGAAGGAAGUCGAAGAAAGGGUCUCUAAUAACCCAACAAUGGUUGGCGCACUGGCGGGAUCUCUACUAUGUCGGAAGUCCGCUGCAAACGCGUUUGCUCAGCACAAACGAGCCACUACUACGACCAACAUCAUUGAGUAUCUUGGUCACAGCAUGGACGAACUUUUUCCUCUUCCUCAAUAACUUCCUUCUUGCGGCUGGAAAUCGAUGCGAAGCUGUCAUUUUUGCCCGCCAACCCCAGUGGCGGCGCUUGUGGCUGAUGUUGAUAAUUCUUGCUCGUUACGAGGAACAAGUAAAGCUUUGGUGAUAUGCAAGAAGAAGGGCACUAAAUCUUUCCAGGUUCAGUCUUGUAGGUUGGCAUGCGUUGUUGCUGGAGAAUGUAAUCUGAAUUAUCAUAGUAAGUAAAGUUCCUCUCAUGAUUGUUCAGAAUAAAGCCAGGUUGUUGCGCUUGCCCUCAAAGCGUAGAAACCAUGUCUCGUUCUCGAUCAACGAGUUGCAAGUCGGGUCCAUUUCGGACGUGUUCACUGCAAACCAUAAUGUUGUGUCAGAACGAGUUUUCAUCCGAA